Molecule: messenger RNA, 3964 nt
Organism: Seriola aureovittata
Lineage: Eukaryota; Metazoa; Chordata; Actinopteri; Carangiformes; Carangidae
Gene: cpxm2
Product: carboxypeptidase X (M14 family), member 2
Exons: 14
Coding region: 440-2692 (750 amino acids)
Biological process (GO): proteolysis
Molecular function (GO): zinc ion binding; metallocarboxypeptidase activity
Source: RefSeq, a predicted model, not a curated record
CCCAGAGAGGUUUCUAUCCCCCGUUUCACUUCUACCCACACCGAUGAAAUCAGUGCAAUGUGUCAGCAGAGUGGACUGGUUUGAAUUUGAAAAGAGAUCACAAAACAAAACGGUUUCUUUUUGAGUCACCUGCCAGCAUCUAAAGGAGAGAAGUGUACUAUCCGUCUCCCUGCCUCUUCCGUCUCCUCUCCCUCAUCCCCUGCUCUCUGUGUUUCUCCCUCCCUCACUGCAUUUUUCCCAGGCUGAGGCGUCCAUGGACCCUCUGGCUCCGCUGCUUUCGUCAGUGAGUUGGAGCGCUCUGAGAACUUUGUGAACUCUCCGUGUUGGAGUGAGAAGGGAGACGAAGAGGGAGCAGUUGAUGGGACGCAGCCCGGCAAGAGCAGCAGGCUCCUCUGGAGACGGCAUCAGGACUCUCAGCUGGAGAUAAUCCCCCCGGGUCAUGACAAGACAGCGCCUCAGCCUCUUAACCCCCCUGGCUCUGCUGGGACUCCUCGUGGGGCUUGCAGACCUCAGCUAUGGCUCUCCUGGCGAGGACGAGGAUUACUACAUGCAGGAGCUGCUGACAAGAGAACAGUACAACCAGGUCCAAAUGCUGGAGAAGCCUGUGGCCUCGAUACCUGACAGGCAUGAGCACCCUGGCCAUAACCCUUCCAAGAAAGUGCCCAAGGGGAAGGCAGACAGCAGCAGGCAGACGGAUAAAACCACAGCUGAUGCAAAAUCAGUGAAAACAGCCAACAAAAAGGCAGAGAAGAACAAGAAAAGCACCCUGAAGACCCCGAACAGCAUCUCAGAGGCGGGACAAUACAACCCAACAAAAGAAGAAUGCCCUCCUAUGGGAUUGGAGACGCUGAAGAUUGAUGAUUUCCAGCUUCAUGCUUCAACUACGAAACGCUACGGCCUUGGUGCACACAGAGGUCGUCUUAACAUUCAGGCAGGCCUUUAUGAAGAUGACCUCUAUGACGGGGCCUGGUGCGCGGGGAGAGAUGACCCGCUCCAGUGGUUCGAGGUGGAUGCCAGGAGGCUGACAAAGUUCACAGGGGUCAUCACACAAGGCAGGAGCUCCCUCUGGUCAAGUGACUGGGUGACCUCGUACAAGGUCAUGGUGAGCAACGACAGCCACACCUGGAUCACUCUGAAGAACGGCUCAAAGGACUUGAUCUUCAGUGCCAACAGGGAGAAGGAGAUCCCAGUCCGGAACGUCUUCCCAGCGCCGGUGGUCGCUCGAUACAUCCGAGUCAACCCUCGCUCUUGGUUCCACAGCGGCAGCAUCUGCAUGCGAGUGGAGAUCCUUGGCUGUCCUAUGCCAGAUCCAAAUAAUUAUUAUCACAGACGCAAUGAAGUCAUCACGACAGACGACUUGGACUUCAGACACCACAGCUACAAAGAGAUGAGACAGCUUAUGAAGGUGGUAAAUGAGAUGUGCCCCAACAUCACCCGGAUCUAUAACAUAGGAAAGAGCCACAGCGGUCUCAAGCUGUAUGCGAUAGAGAUUUCUGACAACCCGGGAGAGCAUGAAGUUGGUGAACCAGAGUUUCGUUACACAGCAGGUUCCCAUGGUAACGAGGUGCUGGGACGGGAGCUACUCCUCCUGCUGAUGCAGUUCAUGUGUCUGGAGUAUCUAUCUGGCAACCAGAGGAUACGUCACCUGGUUGAGGAGACCAGAAUCCAUCUAUUGCCAUCUGUCAACCCCGAUGGGUACGAGAAAGCCUUUGAAGUGGGUUCAGAGCUCAGCGGCUGGUCUCUCGGUCGAUGGAGCAACGAUGGAAUAGACAUUCACCAUAACUUCGCCGAUCUCAACACCAUACUGUGGGAAGCCGAGGCCAAGAAGUGGAUCCCUCGCAAAAUGUUCAACCACCAUGUGCCCAUCCCAGAGUGGUACCAGUCCAGAAAUGCCUCUGUUGCCGUGGAGACACGGGCUCUGAUAGCAUGGAUGGAGAAGAUGCCCUUUGUGCUGGGCGGUAACCUCCAGGGAGGGGAGCUGGUGGUGACCUUCCCGUACGACAAAACUCGCUCCCAGGGGGUGAGCAGGGAGCAGACCCCUACCCCGGAUGACCACGUCUUCCGCUGGCUGGCCUUCUCCUACGCGUCCACCCACCGCCUGAUGACUGAUGCCAACCGACGGGUCUGCCACACAGAAGACUUUGCCAAGGAGGACGGCACCGUCAACGGAGCUUCCUGGCACACUGCGGCUGGCAGUAUGAAUGAUUUCAGCUACUUGCACACCAACUGCUUUGAGUUGUCGAUGUAUGUGGGUUGUGACAAAUUCCCUCAUGAGAGCGAACUGCCUGAGGAGUGGGAGAACAAUCGCGAGUCUCUUCUCGUCUUCAUGGAGCAGGUGCAUCGUGGGAUCAAAGGUGUAGUGAGGGACCUGCAAGGUCGCGGAAUAGCUAACGCCAUCGUCUCAGUGGAGGGCAUCGGCCACGAUGUUCGCACAGCUGCUGAUGGUGACUACUGGCGCUUGCUGAACCCCGGAGAGUACAGAGUGACAGCCAGGGCCGAGGGCUACAGCCUCAGCAGCAGGAAGUGCGAGGUGGGCUACGAGAUCGGCGCCACCAGGUGCGACUUCAUCAUCGGCCGCACCAACCUGUCACGAAUCAAAGAAAUCAUGGAAAAAUUCAACAAGCAGCCCAUCAGACUGCCCGUCAGGCAGCUCCAGGCUCGCAGGACCAGAGAAAGACGCACGGGAACAUAAUGACAGGAUGAGGAAGCUGCAGGAAAAAUUGAAAACAAACAUCUGCUCUGAUCUGACUGGGGUGAACUCCAGGCCUGGGUUUGGACCUUUGUCAGAUUCCUCCACAGGACUGUCAGAGGAAUUAGUGUUUGGAGAUUGAAAAUGUGGAUUAAUUUAAACGGGAUGCUUUAUUUGUUUUUUUGUUUAGUUUGGUUUCAUCCCCAGGCAUAAGCUCUCUCUGCGGCGACUGUUGUCAUCUCAGCUUUCCUUGAUAUCCACCGUAAAUGUAAAAGUAUUUCUUUCUAUCAAGGGCUAUGUUUGUUCAACCCCUUUUUUUUCAGUCUAUAAUACAUCUACCAUCACUCCUUGUGACACAAGUAUAAAUACUGAAAUGGCAGAUAAGAGAAUAUAAUCAAUUCAGAACUUAUUUUUUUAAAUAAAAGAAAAUUGAUAUACAAACUAUAGAUAAGGAAUAUGUCUUAGCAUUUAAUUUUAGCCACUCUGAGAAAUGGCCAUGACUGUCAUUAUGUACAUACUUAUUAACUUAUAUAACACAUGUAAACCAUUACAAAAGCUUUAUUACCUGCACUUGUACAAUUUUUGGUCCAUUAAGAAACUUGUGGACACGGUGGCUUUUUGUGUGUCACUGAUUAAUUUUUUUUAUAAACUUUGCAUUUGGCAAAUCAUUAAAGAAUUAAAGACUAUUAAAGACUAUGUUUGCACAAACUGAACUUAUUAAGCUGCUCAUGUGGUAGAGUGUGGAUUUUACUCAUGGAAAACACCUUGAAAGUGUCUGCAUAAGGGUGUGUAAUGUCCAAUCAAUUACACAAUUUGAAUUUCCAAGUAAUUUAGUUUCCUGGAAAGAACCAUGUAAUAUUAGUACUAAUUAUAGAGAAAGCAGUAUUCAGUUGGUACACAUUUACUGAAUCUGUUCCAAUUAAUGGGGCAACCUAGUGCACAGGGCAUCAGCUGGAUAUGUGAAAAUGUGAAAAUCACAUAAAUGUUGGAAAUGUUAACGUUCAUUUACAGGCAAGCAUGCAUGACGAUAUACUUCAUCAUAUUCAUAUAUAAUCAUUUAGCAAUUUUUUUUUUGGAAAUGACACACAUAUAAAAUCAAUCUGUACCAAAGUAUUUUAGAGGACUUCACAUCGGAAAUGAUAAAGAAAGUCAAAAUGUUUGCAGUAAUGAGUGAUUUACUGAGAUGAUAAUAUCAAAAUGAUCUCUGAUUUUACAUUCGCUCCUGUUUUGAUUGAACCUCCCUAAUGGAAAAUAAACACCAUUACAUUCCCAUAA